AUGCCUAUCGCUUGCCUGCUGCCAAAGCAAGUAAAUUUACUGGCGUCUUCAGGUGGCCACAGCACGGGAAGCAGAGAGAGAAACUCGAGACGUGUAUCCGUGAAUAUUGGAGUGAUUGUAAUAGAUCUUAUCACCAAUGGCCAGUGUUGGAUCGAGCUUGAUCUGUUCCCAGGAACCCAAGCCGUAAAUGUAUAUGCCUUUGAGCAACUUCGUAUCUUCCUCAGUACCCCAUUCAACAUCAAAAUGUGCAGAUUUUGUUUUAGCGUCAAACCUCCAUUUCAUUCUUUCUUCAUCAUCUGCAGGAAUAAAAUGCAGCAAAAUAGUAACUGCGCCAUUUGCAGUUAUCCGUUGGCGCGCGGCAAUUGCAGGAUCGUGGGGAAGAGGGGAAUUAGUACACUGAUCACACAGAGCAAACGCGUGGAAGACAAAAAAUGGUUGGAUUGGGAAAAAAAGGAAAAACUGGACUGCCAUGAGAAGUGUAGACUUUCAUACUCGGUCAGUGGAACGUAUACUCAGCAUUUUGCGUUGAAUGCACCAAAUAACAAUGUCGUAGCUGCAAGGGAUGAGGUUCCUGAUUUCCAUUACGCGGAUAAUUGCUUCAUUUGUGGUUUGAGUAUAAUAAAAGAUGCGAAAACAAAAAUCUGUACAGACACACAAAAAGAGACGCGUGAUAACUUGAUUGCAAUGGGAAAGGAAAGAAAUGACUCUUUGGGAAUUAGCGUUGUUGAAAGAUUAGAGAACAUUUCUUGCUUAAUUCGCGUACAAGGCAGAUACCACCGGACAUGCAUGUCUCAUUUCAAUGCGUAUGGUUUAAAAACAAAUAUCGAUGAUCUAAACUGGUCUAGAAUCGAUUCAUUGUUAGAACCUGUGUGGCAAGUUCUUGAAGAAGACAAAAAUGUUAUUCAUUAUUUGUCGAAGUUAGUAGAACUUGUGGAUGAUGACUCUAUAGAUAGAAGGACUCUAGCAGGUCACAUUAAAAAACGUUACGGUGAGGAAGUUGAGUGCAGUAUAAUGGGGGGAAAAGAUAUACGUGUAUGCUUCAAAAGUCAUCAUGUUUUUAAUGUGUCAGCAGACCCAUCAACUUUCACAGAAGGGCAGAUACAAGUUAUUUUGCUUCAGGCCUCAAAUAUAAUGCACAGAGAGAUUCGUAGCAAGCAAUUUUACGAACCGUCCAACCAAUUUGUAAGCCAUCUUUCCUCCGAUUAUCCACCCCACUUUUCGUUCUUUAUUGAGCACUUUCUCCUUAUCGCUGACGAAGAGGAAGAUAAAAAAGCAAAGUCUGUGAAGCGAGACAUGAUAUCUCAAUGCAUACUUUCAUUCAUUCAGCCACGUACGUUUUUGUCCACCCUCCACUUGUCGAUUGGGACAUUGAUUCUGAGAAAAACAGGUUCCAAGUACAUCAUAAAUCUUCUGCAUGCAUUAGGCGUUUGCACUUCUUACUACAAUAUUGAAUUGUAUGAGGCUUCAACAAUAGUGAAUCCACCCAGAUUCAUCAUCGAAAAACCUUUCGUACAAUUUGUAUUUGAUAAUACUGACCACAACGUCAGGACCCUGGACGGACGGGAGACUUUCCAUUGUUUAGGCGGAAUACAGGUUUACACUCCGGAGCACGAAAUCACACAAUGUGGAAGUGUCGAAAAACUUACUGAGAUGCCUUCCGCAAAUAUCCUUGCAAAGCAAGAACAAAUUCCAAUCUUCCCUUACGUCGAGCCGCCAAAAGAGGGCUUGAAACUUAUAGAAUUCAUCGAUACAAAUUUACUGACCAUGGUCGACAUGCCUCUAUUCCCCCCUACUUACUCAACUUAUUUGUGGGCUAAAUACGUUGAUCCUGAGAAUGUACCAGCAUGGCGAGGUUUCAUGGAGUUAUUUUCGGAAAAUGAAAGUUUCCAAAGGUCGGGGGUGCAAUGCCAACAAUUCAUUAACGAAGUUCCAUCUAGUCUAACAACCAUUUAUACAUCAAUCAUGCAUGCAAAGAGCGAAACCCGUAAAUGUGGUCAAAAAACCACUAUCUUAACUUACGACUUGCCGUUGUACAUGAAAUGUCGCGAUAUUAUAGCGAAGUUAAUGUUGCCCGACGUUUUUGUUCGCUUAGGCGGAUUCCACAUGUUAAUGUCUUUUUUGGGAGCAAUAGGUAUUAUCAUGGGAGGAAGCGGACUUGAAUCUAUUUGGGAGCUUGCUUACGCUAGUGAAUCCAUAAAGAAAAUGAUGGACGGGCACAAUUAUUCAAGAGCAGUCCGAGCACACAUUUUGAAGUUUAAAGCUUUAGGCAUCGUAAUUUGUGUUUCAAUCGAAGAAAAAGGCGAGAUCAAAGGGGUUAUCGCAUCAUUGAUGCGUGUCUGGCAGAAAAAUCCUCUCAAGCUAGGGGACAGUGACUCUGAUAAGGACCUGAAGAAAAUGUCUGAUUUGUUUUAUACAAAGUUGAAGCAAUUGAAAAAUAACGACCCAACAGCCAAGUUGUGGGUGCAGUACAUUGAAGCCGUGCUUUUUGUCUUGCGUUUUAUUGAAGCAGAACGUCUUGGAAACUGGGACCUUCAUCCUAUCACCUUGGUCAAACUCUUGCAACAUAUAAGGGAUUCAGUUUUACCGUGA
Molecule: messenger RNA, 2589 nt
Organism: Acanthoscelides obtectus
Lineage: Eukaryota; Metazoa; Arthropoda; Insecta; Coleoptera; Chrysomelidae
Source: the annotation of a GenBank genome assembly